GCUGGCGUUGUUUUGAGGUUCUCUUGUUUGUUCUCACCUUAUCUUUUGAGGGGAAGAACGAUUGAUUUUCAUCUUGGUUUUUUUGGGAAAGAACCAGCUCUACUCUUUGGAUGACCAGAUCUUGAAACCCUUGGCAAGAAGAAAUAGCUACAACUCCAAAACAGUGAACGUCCUGGGAGGAGCCCCAGGACACAACCCGGACCGCAGGACCAAGAUGAUCUCAAUACACAGCCUCUCCGAGCUGGAGCGUCUGAAGCUGCAAGAGACUGCUUACCACGAACUCGUGGCCAGGCAUUUCCUCUCUGAAUUCAACCCUGAAAGAGCUCUACCGACUGACCGUCCAAACACCUUGGAGAAGUGGUUUCUGAUUCUGAGAGGACAAGAGAGGGCCGUAUCUCUCAAGACGUUUGGCAUUCGUCUGGAAGAAGUGCUGGUGAACGAGCUGACCCGCCGAAAGCAACUUGAGCUGAGAGCCGCGAUGCAGGUCGAAGAAGCCACCACCGGUCGGGCUGGGGGCCGUCGUCGUCGUCGGGGAAACGUGGUGCAAAGGAUGUUUGGCCGCAUCCGGCGCUUUUUCAGUCGUAGACGGGAUGAGCCCUCCCUGCCCCGGGAGUUCACUCGUCGUGGGCGUCGUGGUGCAGUGUCUGUGGAUAGCCUGGCUGAACUGGAGGACGGGGCCCUGCUGCUGCAGACCCUGCAACUUUCCAAGAUCUCCUUACCAAUUGGCCAGCGACUUCUGGGAUCCAAAAGGAAGAUGAGCCUCAAUCCGAUUGCUAAGCAAAUCCCCCAGGUCGUGGAGGCUUGCUGCAGCUUCAUCGAGAAAUAUGGCUUAAGCACGGUGGGGAUUUUCACCCUGGAAUAUUCUGAGGAGAGAGUGCGCAAGCUCCGUGAAGAAUUUGAUCAAGGGCUGGAUGUCGUGCUGGAUGACACUCGGAAUGUGCAUGAUGUGGCCGCACUCCUCAAGGAGUUUUUCCGUGACAUGAAGGACUCUCUGCUGCCAGAUGAUCUGUACAUGUCCUUCCUCCUGACAGCAACUCUGAAGCCGCAGGAUCAGCUUUCUGCCCUGCAGUUGCUGGUUUACCUGAUGCCACCUUGCCACAGUGACACCCUGGAGCGUCUGCUGAAGGCCCUGCAUAAGAUCACUGAGAACUGCGAGGACUCCAUUGGCAUUGAUGGACAGCUGGUUUCGGGCAAUCGCAUGACCUCCACCAAUUUGGCUUUGGUGUUUGGAUCUGCUCUCCUGAAGAGGGGGCAGUCUGCCAAGAGGGAGUCCAGGAAGACAAGACUGGGCAUUGACCACUAUGUUGCUUCUGUCAAUGUGGUCCGUGCCAUGAUCGAUAACUGGGAUGUGCUCUUCCAGGUGCCUCCCCAUAUUCAGAGGCAGGUGGCUAAGCGUGUGUGGAAAUCCAGUCCCGAAGCCCUUGAUUUUAUCAGACGCAGGAAUCUGAGGAAGAUCCAGAGUGCACGGAUAAAGAUGGAAGAGGAUGCUUUACUUUCUGAUCCAGUGGAAAACUCUGCUGAAGCCCGGGCUGCUGUCCUUGCUCAAAGCAAGCCCUUUGAUGAAGAUUCCUCUGAGGAGCCAGCUGUGCCUCCGGGCACUGCCCGUUCCCAUGACGAUGAGGAAGGAGCGGGUAACCCCCCCAUUCCGGAGCAAGACCGCCCAUUGCUCCGUGUGCCCCGGGCGAAGGAGGCCCAAACUGGCAUCGGCUACUUCUUUCCUUAGAUGUUUUCCCUUCUGUCUGGUGCCGGACAGGGGAAAAGGGUGGGGGUAGACCUGGGAUGUCACAGGAAACAUUAUGAAGAGUCUCGAAGGUAAAGUUCUGAGGCUUAGAAGGAGUUCCACCUGAUGCUCGGGUCAGGCUGAGAAUUCCAAACACACUGCCAGCCCCUUCCCUGGGGAUGCUUGGUUCCUUCAGCUGGUAAAAGCAGAGAUGUUUCUGUGUCAUGCUCAGGCACCCUGGUGCUACCUUGCCUCUCUCUUUUACCCCUGAUCCGGGCUUUCCCUUACUACAGCUGUUCCUUUCAUUGAUGUGACAUUUGUGGUAAACACCUGUCCCAGAGAAGCUCACAAAUCUCGAGGUGCUUUCCCUCCCCCAAAGGGAAUUGCAUGCUUUUCCUGACUUUCCUCCCCUCCUCCUAAGAGCUCGAUUGGAAAGACCCUCAAGAGGCACGCUAGGAUGUUAGGUCAGCCUCCUGACAGCUGACGAUUAAUGCUAAACCAUGUCACACCAACUCAGAGCCGUGUCCCUGCAGCAACUCCACCGCCUCAGGAUAAUUUUUUCCAAAUUAUUUAGACCAAUGGCUCGUCAAACAGCUGCCCCCCCCCCCCCAAAUCCUGGGACACCUGACUAGCUUAUCUGGGUUCAAAAGUUAGAGGAACAAUUCGAUUUUAUUACCUAGAUCUGUUUUACGGACAGCUGGUAGUCACAUCCCGUUGUUAGCAAAACAGCUAGUUAGGUAUGGACACAUAAUUCCAAGUAGUAAAAGUCACCUAAUUACAAACGUUCUCCAAUAUCAUCUCUGUAGUUCCUCUAUGCAGGGCGGUGAACAAAUUCGCGGGACAUGCUCUGGUAACAGGCAGAUAUGGGUUACGUAUGACAUCCAAAAUUACAGCAGUUAUUGAUGGGUAACAGCUGCUAAGGUCCAUAGAAUGAAGAAUGUAUUGUAUUGAGGGAUAGAAAUUGAUCACACAAUGGGUAACAACCACAGAGCUCGAAGAUUUGUGAUUGUCAAAACUUCUCUGGAAUUUAGUCAUUAAUAAACAUCUGUAUUGUGACAGCAGCAUA
Messenger RNA from Phacochoerus africanus (Common warthog), 2786 nucleotides. RefSeq names its product Rho GTPase activating protein 36 (gene ARHGAP36). The record is from RefSeq and is a predicted model, not a curated record. Gene Ontology annotation, biological process: signal transduction. The transcript is spliced from 12 exons. Lineage: Eukaryota; Metazoa; Chordata; Mammalia; Artiodactyla; Suidae. Bases 215 to 1723 code for a protein of 502 amino acids.